Molecule: messenger RNA, 2225 nt
Organism: Folsomia candida
Lineage: Eukaryota; Metazoa; Arthropoda; Collembola; Entomobryomorpha; Isotomidae
Product: probable ATP-dependent RNA helicase DDX20
Exons: 6
Coding region: 200-2050 (616 amino acids)
Molecular function (GO): nucleic acid binding; ATP binding; RNA helicase activity
Source: RefSeq, a predicted model, not a curated record
GUCAAAAACUAAGUUUCGUUAAUUUGUAAUUAAUUUAAUUACUUGCGAGUGACGGGAUAAAUAAUUACGUGUUAGUGAACAGCCAACUUCAACUCGUUGAUUUUGGGUGAGUGGUGGGUGAGACGAGCAAACACGGGUGACAUAAUUUGCAGAACUGAACUAAACUAGUCUUUUUCUCGUGUGUCGUGCGUGACGAAGGAUGGAGGGUCCCUUACUGCAUGAAGGGGGAGGUGGGGAUGGCGACCAGAAGGAGAUGUCUUUCGCACCUGCAACCGUUGACGUCGACAUGGCUGAGAAAUUCUGUAACGAUGAUACUGAAGGGGAUGUGGAGGAGGAGGAACAAAUCCCAAAAGUUGCCUUGAUGGGACACGACCGUGAUGAGAAGAUCCGCUCAGCGGAUGUCGAGGUCAGCUGUGAAGACAUGAACUUUGUCGACAUGCAGCUCUCGGAUAAUAUCAUAAAAGGGUUGAAGCUUUGCCGGUACGAUAAACCGACGCCGAUCCAGUUGAAAGCUAUUCCACUGGGGGGAAUGAAUUAUGAUUUACUCCUGCAAGCAAAAAGUGGCACUGGGAAAACUUGCGUCUUUACAGUCUGCAUUUUGCAGCAGAUUGAUCUGUCGCAGAAAUUAAUACAGGCCAUUGUGGUGACGCCAUGUCGCGAAAUCGCUGUACAAAUCUCAUAUGUGAUGAAAUCUAUCGGUGCCUUCAUGCCUAAUCUCAAAGUAAAGGAAUUUAUCGGUGGAACCUCCGUCGCUCAGUCCAUGCGUCGUUCGACCAACUGUCACAUUGCGGUGGGAACUCCAGGGCGGCUGGCUCACAUGAUUAACGAGGAGCGAAUGGACCUCUCCAACGUCAAAAUUAUAGCUUUAGAUGAGGCGGACAAAUUGAUGGACACCUCGUUCUAUGAUGACGUCAAAGUCAUUUUCAAAUACAUUCCAGUGACGAAGCAAAUGAUUGCAACGAGUGCGACCUACUCUGAAAAUGUUUGCCAAUUUUUGCAAGUUUUUAUGAAAAAUGCUUGCAAAAUUCAGCUCAACUUGGAUGAUCCCACACUCUGUGCGGUCGAUCAGUACAUGAUCGACGCAAAGAAGAUGAUGGGAGUUAGCAGUAAACGAUGGGGUACAGAACCAACCAGAGGACGUGAAAUGGCAGAAAUUGAUGAAGCUUUCGAUAUCAAGUUCAACUGCUUGAAAGAAAUAUUUCGAGGAAUGACGUACAAGCAGGCUAUCAUUUUCUCCAACUAUCAGUUGAGGGCUGAGAAGAUUUAUGACCUAUUGAAAGAGUUGGGCUGGGAUGUCGACCUGUUGUCUGGAGGCCGAAGUCAGGAGGACCGGUUGUUGGCGUUCAUUGGGGCUCAACAGGGGAAAACUAAACUGCUUGUGGCUACAGAUGUUGCAUCAAGAGGAAUUGACAUUGAGGGGGUCGAUCUCGUCGUCAACUUUGACAUUCCAAAGGACAGUGACACAUACAUUCAUCGUGUUGGCCGCACUGGCCGAUUCGGCUCUAGCGGUCUGGCCAUGUCUAUUUGCUACUUUGAUACGGAGCAAAAAGUACUUUCGGAUUUCCAAGUCAAUCUCCACUUUACCCUCUGGGUUAUCGAGAACUCGGAUGAAAUUGGCGGAAUCAACGCUAAGAGCAAAAUUCGUCACGUUACUCGAAAGUUAACUACUGUGCGAGACUCAGAUAUUGGCGAAGGCUUAUUCUCCCUUGCGGGGACAGAAUGUGAGCAAGAUCAGGAAGACUUGAAAGAUAUUGUAAUUUCAAUCGUGGAUCGGGCCUUGGAGAAGAUUUAUCUUGACGAUCCCGAUGUGAUGGAUUCCCGCUGGAAGGUGGGGACCAAGGCUUUCAUUCAGUAUGAAGAGAUGGAUGAAGAGCUUAACCAGGACGCUGGCUUCAUGAGACGGAUUGCGGCUGCUGUUGCGCAACGUCUUGCUCUUGAAACGGGUACUGAGCCUAUCGUGCUGCAGGAUGAGUUCGAUGACCCGUUUUCAAGUGACGAAGAGGACGAAGACUAUGAAUCCAGUGAUGAAGAUACCAAGCUAGAAGACUGAUCACUUAUAGGAAUAAAUUUUUGGUGAUGGAAUAUCUUAACAAAUGAUGUUUUGCAGGACAUUGCAUUAUUUGAAAAAGUUAAUACAAUCAAGUUUGUACUUUGUUAUAUACGCAUAGGUUUGAUCGCAUAGUGCUUUAUUUAUGUUACUAUAAAUAAACUUACAUACGUCAUUA